This is a messenger RNA of Mus pahari (shrew mouse), 2956 nucleotides long. RefSeq names its product HPS4 biogenesis of lysosomal organelles complex 3 subunit 2 (gene Hps4). The transcript is spliced from 15 exons. Lineage: Eukaryota; Metazoa; Chordata; Mammalia; Rodentia; Muridae. The record is from RefSeq and is a predicted model, not a curated record. Gene Ontology annotation, biological process: vesicle-mediated transport. The coding region runs from base 646 to 2694 and encodes 682 amino acids.
CGCCAAGCCCCCACCGGUGGGAGGUGCGUCCGCGCGUGAUCGCGGGGCCGCCGGGCGGGCGCAGUGUUAUCCACACAGUGAAACAUUAUUGUCAGAAAAUUUCAGCCUCGUGGAUAGUAAUUUUAACGCCGGUACCACCUGUUUCUGGACAGUUCCCUUGGAGGAGCGUAGAGUCAGAAGCCGAGAUACUGGUGUGUAUGUGUGAACUGGAAACUUUGGACCUUUUGAAGGAACUCAAUGAGUGGCUUUGAACUGUACACAAAGUCAGAGAUCCUAUCAGAAGCUGCCCCCGCCCAUCCAACAUGCUUCUCCUUGCUGCGGAGCUCCCUGGGGGGGAGUUGGAACAGAUCCCAGUGUAGACAGCCGUACAGAUGCUCCUGAAAGCAGAUCACAGAUGGCUGAGUUAAUCUAGUCCACCUCCAGUCCGUUUCCUCCUGGACUUGUCAGCGGUGCAGAGAUGCUUCUGGAAAGGAACCUGCCCGGAAGGGAAGUUGUCUUUUCAUAUUGAUUCAAGAGUGAGCAAGAGGCAGAAACCACCUGGCUGGACCACACCUGGCGUCACUGGGCUGGGGACACCCGUUGGGGACAGAGAAGCGCUUCUAGGAAGAAUACCAGAUGAAGAGAAUGAAGCCAUCUGGAGAGUAAAUGGCCACCACCACUCCCCCAGAGACAAAGUCAGCAGCUUGGUGGAACUACUUUUUCCUGUAUGACGGUUCCAAAGUAAAGGGAGAAGGAGACCCAACCAGAGCUGGCAUCUGCUACUUCUAUCCGUCCCAGACCCUGUUAGACCAGCAGGAACUGCUCUGUGGCCAGCUUGCCGGAGUCGUGCGCUGCCUGUGGGACCUUUCGGGCAUCCCGCCCACGCUCAUCCGUCUGCGGAACCUCAAGUUUGCCAUCAGGGCGGAUGGGGACUACCUGUGGGCUCUGGGGUGUGGUAUGGAGAUCUCUGACACCAGCUGCAAGCAGUUUCUGGAUCAGCUCAUUGGAUUUUUUCAUUUCUACAUGGGCCCUGUCUCCCUGGCCUACGAGAGCCAUCCUCAGGAGAAGCUGAGCUUGCAGUGGGAAACCUCCAUCACACAAGUCCUCAGGAGCACCAGCGAGUCGCACAGGAUCUUCAAUGCCCUGUGGAACCUGGACCGCACCAAAGUGGAGCCCCUGCUGCUGCUGAAGGCAGCCCUCAUCUUACAGACCUGCCAGCGCUUCCCUCACGUGCUGGCCGGCUGCAUCCUCUAUAGAGGACUGAUUGUGAAUUCCCAGCUCCCGCCUUCCCUCACUGCCAAGGUCCUGCUUCAUCAGACUGUACCUGCAGACCAGAGGCUGCCUGGAGCAGGAGCUGCCCCACAGGAAACAGGAGCGACGUUGCCCCCCAAUGUGCAGAUCACCUCUGUUUUUCUGAGUGAGGAGGAAGUUGCCAGCCUCCACGAGUUCCCAGUAGAGCAUGAAGCUCGACUCCAGGGAAGUUCAUCUCUGUACCCUCCCCUGGAUCAAAGCAGCCCCACCCAGGCAGAAGAUGCCUGGGCAUCAGCCACCAUCCCGGAGCCCACGCCGCACGAUGGAGCCACCGUUCCGGAGCCCACACCGCACGAUGGAGCAUGGCCGAGUGGCAGCCGGGCAGGUGGACGCUUGCCCAGGCUUGAGCAGGAGUGUGCUGGGCCCACAGGACUGUGCACCACUGCCUGUGGCCAGGGCUCCGGCCUCAGCAGCAGGCUGCAGAAGGAGCUGUGUCUCUCCCGGGAGGAACUGGACUCGGCUGAGAUGCACGUUUCUGAGGCUCAGGAAGCCUUCCCACCUGUGCCUGCCCUGGGUGAUCUGGAGACGAUCCACACCAGCCGCAAUGCCCCCACCCUGCCUGAAGACACAGCCAUUUGCAGCUGCCUGGAUCCUUCCCCUCUUGAUAAGCUCCCUGAGAGUGGAAGGCUGGAACAGCUUGCAGACCUGCCCCUCGCCAAUGGCCAAACCCGGGUUCCUGGCACAGACCCUCUCCCCAGCAGCAGUCCUGUGGCCUUUCCUCCCCAGCAUCCUGUGGGUGUAGAGCCCAGUGUGGAGCUGUACGGGAAUGGAGCCCAGGAGAACCACUCAGCCCUGGCACACAGUUCCCGCACAGCUGACUCUCAAGACCUCAGCCCCUCUGCAGACAGAAUUCUCUUCAAGUCAUCCCCAUCUGGGUGCCACCCAGGGCUCGUACCCAUGAACCUCUACACCCAUAGUGUGAACGGACUGGUGCUGUCCCUGCUGGCUGAAGAGACUCUUCUCAGCGACACUGCAGCCAUCGAGGAGGUGUACCACAGCAGCCUGGCGUCGCUGAACGGGCUGGAAGUCCACCUGAAGGAGACGCUGCCCAGAGACGAGGCUAGCCUCACAGGCAGCACAUACAACUUCCUGCAUUAUGACCGCAUCCAGAGCGUGCUCUCAGCCAACCUGCCCCUAGUGGCUGCUCCCCAGGACCGCCGGUUUCUGCAGGCCGUCAACCUCAUGCACUCCGACUUUGCCCGGCUGCCUAUGUUGUAUGAGAUGACCAUCAGGAACGUCUCCACAGCUGUGUAUGCCUGCAGCAGCCCUGCCCAGGAGACCUACUUCCAGCAGCUGGCGCCCACUGCCCGCAGCUCUGGCUUCCCGAACCCUCAGGAUUGUGCCUUCAGCCUCGCGGGCAAAGCCAAGCAGAAGCUGCUGAAGCACGGGGUAAACCUGUUGUGAGCUGGGCGCAGCCUGUGUGUCACGGGGGCUGUGGAGUGGCCCUUCUGGACCGUGUCCCCAAUGCUAAGGGUUGAGCGGGACCUUGCUCCUCAGUGGCAGCUGCGUGAACUGACUGGGCUCAGGUUCUGUCAUGUGGAAGUGAUUUGAGGGCGGGUCGGCUCAGGACUGCAGCCGCAGGGAUCUCAGCUGACCCAUGGGCUUUGUAACCUGAUGGUGCUGAGCUCCAGGUUUAUGAAGCAGAUUCCCAAAGGCUCAAAAAUAA